AUGUCAAGCAAACCUGCACCCAUGAAGAAGUCCCCGGCUAAGAAGGCGGCCGAAAAGGCACCUGAGCCCGCCCCGGAGCCUGCCCCGGCCCCCGCAGAGGCUCCACCUGUGGACGCUGCCCCGGCUGAAGCUGCUCCGGCAGCCGAGGGAGAGGCAGCAGCCCCCGCCGCAGAGACCCCCGCUGCUGAAGGAGGCGCUCCAGCUGAUGCCAUAGCCACUGAGGAAGGAGCUGACUCGACGAUUCCUACUGAGGGUAAACAUACACAAGCUGUAGUGCAUGAUGUGUGUGAUGGUGUCCCACUGUGCACUUCACAUGCUGCUCCAGCUGAAGUCGCUGUAGUUGUGGAGCCGCCAAAGGCCCCGACACCCCCGCCUCCUGCAGUCCCCACCAGUGCUCCUCUUAACGUAUCUGUGGAAGAUGUGAACGAAACCAACCUCACCAUUAAAUGGAACGAGCCACAGACCAUCGGAGACUCUGGCCUGGACGGAUACACCAUCGAGUACUGCAAGGAUGGAACAACAGACUGGGUUGUAGCUCAGAAGGAGCUGACCGUCGCUAACAGCUUCUGCAUCCAUAACCUGACAACGGGUGAUCUGCUGCAUGUGCGCGUGGUGGCUGUCAACCCCGCCGGCCGCAGUGAACCUGGAACACUCGCUCAGCCUGUGCCCAUCCAUGAGAUUGGUGAACGUCCCAAGGUCCGCAUGCCACGCGCUCUCAGAGCCUGCUGUGUCAGGAAGGUUGGAGAGCAGAUCAACAUGGUCAUCCCCUUUCUUGGAAAGCCCAAACCUGUGGUGUCCUGGCUUAAAGACGGUAAGCCGUUGGACACAAAGAGGGUCAACAUCAGGAACAGUGACAAGGACAGCAUCAUUUUUAUCCGCACGGCAGAGAGGGACGACUCUGGUGUUUACGAGAUGUCGGUCAAAGUGGACAGCUUUGAAGACAGAUCCACCAUCGUCCUUCAGAUUGUGGAGCGGCCCGGCAAUCCUACCAGCGUGAAGCUGGUGGACGCCUGGGGCUUCAACGCAGCACUGGAAUGGACCCCCCCCAAGGACAAUGGCAACACAGAGAUCACGGGAUACACCGUCCAGAAGUCUGACAGGAAGACCGGGGAAUGGUUCUCGGUGCUGGAGCACUACCACAGGCUUACUGCCACCGUGUCAGACCUCAUCAUGGGCAACUCGUACAUCUUCAGAGUGUUCGCUGAGAACCAAGUGGGCAUCAGUGAGAUGAGCGUUGUCACAAAGGGGGUUGCCACAAUCCACAAGACAGGUAUUGCCUACACGCCUCCCGAGUACCAGGAGCGCGACUACAGUGAGGCCCCGAAGUUCACCACCCCCCUCAGUAACCGCAGUGCCACGGUGGGAUACACCACCAAGCUGCUGUGCUCCGUCCGUGGAAGCCCCAGGCCUCAGAUCGAGUGGUCGAAAAAUCAGAUGAUCAUCGGUAACGACCCCAAGUAUCGUAAGCUCACUAACGAGGGAAUCUGCUGCCUGGAGAUCCGUAAGCCUGGCAACUUUGAUGGCGGCAUAUACACCUGCAGAGCCAUCAACCCCCAGGGUGAGGCCCUCGUCUCCUGCAAGCUGGAGGUCAAACAAAUUAUUCAGGCAGAGUCUGGAAAGUAGAAGGGGAAAUAAACCAAAACCUCCAGAGUGUGUUUAAAGGACCAGCAGAAGUCCAGGUCUUAUGUGUUAUGAUUGUUUGAGGAUGUGAUAGAGAGCCGUGGCUGCCUCUGCAGCAGUGUGUACAUACUGAAGAAAGGGACAGAACAACAUACCAACAUCUACAUAUCUAUUUCCACCCCAACCCAUCCCGACUCACCCACUCCUCCCAGUAUUUGGGGAAGACCCACAUUGCACAACCCAUCCCAGUUUGCCAAUUGUUGUAUGUUAUUUAAGUUGGUGACAUGUGUGUAAGGCUAUAUUUAAAACCUUCUGUUCUGCCUGUGUCCAUCUGCUGUUUGUUACAGUAUAUAUAUAUAUAGAUAUAUAUUUACUACUCAAUAAAACAGUGAAUCCUUAGACAUACUACUGCAAUGACUGUAUGGAUGUUUAAUACAAAAAUAAAAUUGUAUUUUACUA
This is a messenger RNA of Trematomus bernacchii (emerald rockcod), 2079 nucleotides long. RefSeq names its product myosin binding protein Ha (gene mybpha). Lineage: Eukaryota; Metazoa; Chordata; Actinopteri; Perciformes; Nototheniidae. The transcript has 14 exons. Bases 1 to 1623 code for a protein of 540 amino acids. Gene Ontology annotation, molecular function: protein binding. The record is from RefSeq and is a predicted model, not a curated record.